CAAUGGUCAACAAUUUGUGGAAUAAGUCAUCCAUUAAUAAUACCCCCCUAACUGUAUCAAACCCAUUUCAGCGAGAUUUCGAGAGAGAGAGAGACAGAGAGAGUCGUCUCUCUCCCUUGCAAGUCUAGUCGUCGCUGGGGCCUCUCCACACCCUCUCUCCCCCAUUUUUCUUCCACCUCCCCCACAAAACCUCUCUCUCUCUCUCCAUAUUAUUCCACUCUCCCCCUUCCUCCACUAAGCUGCUGCAUCCCCAGUUUUACACACACCAAAGUUAUUUCUCUCUACACCAAGAUUACGAUAUGCAGCUAUGGAAUGUUGGAAUCAACAAUCUAAGGCAUUAGAUUUUUGAAGUAAAGUUUUUUCGCUUAAUAAGGAUGGAACUGACUAGCAGAGCCCAUGUGGUUCGUAUUGGCAUCUUUACCUGGGGGUUUUUAAUUAUGAAUUUCAGCUAUGGUGCUCAGAGCGACAUUAACUGCUUAAGAUCUAUAAAAGACUCGCUGAAAGAUCCUUUGAACAGCUUGUACAAUUGGAAUUUCAACAAUAACACUAAUGGCUUUAUCUGUAAAUUUAAUGGGAUUGAGUGUUGGCAUGAAAAUGAUGAUAGUGUCUUGAAUAUAAAGCUUUCAGACAUGGGGCUUAAAGGUCAGUUUCCACGUGGUGUUGGUGAUUGUAAAGCUGUGACUGGAGUAGAUCUUUCAAGUAAUGGGCUCAAUGGAACUAUUCCAACAGAUAUCUCUAAACUCCUUCCAUAUGUCACAAAACUUGAUCUCUCUGCUAACAGUUUAUCCGGAACAAUCCCGGUAAACCUUGCAAAUUGUUCGUAUCUAAAUGUGCUUAAGCUAGACAAGAACCAGCUCUCAGGUCAGCUUCCUCUAGAACUCGGUCUGCUUGAUCGAAUUAACACAUUUAGUGUGACUAACAAUCACUUGAGUGGGCAAGUUCCACAGUUCAAGGCUGGUGUCGUCUCAGCUGAUAGCUAUUCAGGCAAUCCAGGGCUCUGUGGGAAGCCUUUGCCCGAUUGCAAAGGUUCUUCAAAGAAAAAUAAUUCUGCAGUCAUUGCUGCAGCAGCUGUUGGAGGAGUGAUUGUUGCAGCAUUACUGGUAGGCGUAAGUUUGUUAUUCUUUUGCCGUAGGGUGGUUAGAAAGAGGGAUGAUGACCCUGAUGGAAAUAAAUGGGCAAAGAGUCUCAAAGGUGCAAAAAAAAUCCAGCUUUCUAUGUUUGAGAAAUCUAUUUCAAAAAUGAGACUAAGUGAUCUCAUGAAGGCUACUAACAACUUCAACAAAGAUAAUAUAAUUAGUACUGGGAGAACAGGGACCGUAUACAAAGCAGUGCUUGAAGACGGCUCUUCACUUAUGGUGAAAAGGUUGCAGGAUACUCAGCAUUCAGAAAAGGAAUUUGAGUCGGAAAUGGCAACUUUAGGAAAGGUGAAACACCGUAAUUUGGUCCCUCUUUUAGGUUUUUGUGUGGCUAAGAAGGAAAGACUACUCAUUUAUAAGUACAUGCAAAAUGGCACUCUCCAUGAUAAGUUGCAUUUUGUUGGAGAUGGUGAAAAAAUUUUGGAGUGGCCUUUGAGGCUCAAAAUCGGUAUUCAGGCAGCCAAAGGUUUUGCCUGGCUACAUCAUAGUUGCAAUCCUCGCAUCAUACACCGCAACAUAAGUUCUAAAUGCAUCUUGCUAGAUGUUGAAUGCGAGCCCAAAAUUACUGAUUUUGGUCUUGCAAGGCUCAUGAAUCCAGUUGACACCCAUUUAAGUACUUUUGUGAAUGGUGAGUUCGGGGAUUUGGGUUAUGUUGCUCCCGAGUACGCACGAACUCUUGUGGCCACACCAAAAGGGGACGUUUACAGUUUUGGAGUAGUUCUUCUUGAGUUGGUCACCGGGGAGAGACCUACUCAUAUUGCUAAAGCCCCUGAAAGCUUUAAGGGAAGCUUAGCGGAAUGGAUUACAGAAUUAUCUAGAGACUCUAAGCUUCAAGAUGCCAUUGACAAACCAUUGCUUGGGAAAGGUUAUGAUAGUGAGCUUUUCCAGUUUCUCAAGGUUGCAUGUAAUUGUGUGAUUUCAGGUCCGAAAGAGAGGCCAAGUAUGUUUGAAGUGUACCAGCUUCUUAGAGCUAUUGGCGAAAGAUACAAUUUUACAUCAGAAGAUGAUAUUUUCCUGCUAUCAGAUUCAGGGGGUGAUGCUGCUUUUGAGGAACUUAUUGUUGCCCAAGAUACUAAAGAAAAACACUAAAAAAGAUGGAAAAUGGUCUAUUUCGCUGUGCUGGGGGAGCUGUCAGUUCCUUUCUCCAUUGCAUGCGUUUGGCUCCAUGUUUCUUUAUCUUCACUCGUAGCAAGAGUUUGCUUUCCUGUGUAUACGUCAUUGAUAUGGGAAUAUAUUUGAAUAAAAGAUGAUUUAUUUUCCAUUUA
Daucus carota subsp. sativus is the source of this 2401-nucleotide messenger RNA. Its product is annotated as probably inactive leucine-rich repeat receptor-like protein kinase At5g48380. The transcript has 4 exons. Gene Ontology annotation, molecular function: protein binding; ATP binding; protein kinase activity. The record is from RefSeq and is a predicted model, not a curated record. Gene Ontology annotation, biological process: protein phosphorylation. Bases 375 to 2225 code for a protein of 616 amino acids. NCBI's taxonomy places the organism in Eukaryota, Viridiplantae, Streptophyta, Magnoliopsida, Apiales, Apiaceae.